Messenger RNA from Planococcus citri (citrus mealybug), 2296 nucleotides. Its product is annotated as inositol-tetrakisphosphate 1-kinase-like. Gene Ontology annotation, cellular component: cytoplasm. Lineage: Eukaryota; Metazoa; Arthropoda; Insecta; Hemiptera; Pseudococcidae. The record is from RefSeq and is a predicted model, not a curated record. The coding region runs from base 277 to 1425 and encodes 382 amino acids. Gene Ontology annotation, biological process: inositol trisphosphate metabolic process. The transcript has 9 exons. Gene Ontology annotation, molecular function: inositol-3,4,5,6-tetrakisphosphate 1-kinase activity; inositol-1,3,4-trisphosphate 5-kinase activity; inositol-1,3,4-trisphosphate 6-kinase activity.
UUUUCAUUCAUUUCGCUACCUCUUGUGUUGUGAUAUUCUUAUCAAAUUUUUCAAAGUUGUGUUGAGCAAUAAAGUUGGAAUUAAUUAGCGGUCGAGUUGAUGGCAAAGCUUUGUUCAUUAUUUAUAAGUUGUCCAUCGGAGCAUACACUUAUUAACACUGUAUACACUUGUAAUAUGGUACUUCUUCCGUGUGUUGUACUCGUUAAACACGUUAUCAAUAGAUGAAGUUCAUUAGUGAGUUUUUGUAAUUUCGGCAGCUUUUAAGUUUCGUGUAAUAUGUCUGACUCGCAAUCAAAACGCCCUAUUAUUGGGUAUUGGAUGUCCGAAAGAAAGCGACAAAAGCUUAAUUGGCAAGAAUUUGGCAACGUUUGCAGGAACGAAGGAUUUGAAUUAGUUAAGAUCGACUUGGAGAGGCCAUUAGAAGAACAAGGACCAUUCGCUGUUAUACUUCAUAAACUAACCGAAUACAUAGCUAGAAACGAUCAAGAGGCCAUAUCGCUUAUUAAAUCGGUAGAAAAUUUUCUCACAUCGCAUCCUGAAAUAGUUGUCAUCGAUCCAAUUCAAAGUGUACGGAUCUUACUCGAUAGAUUUCUAUCUUACGAAGUGACUGCAAAAAGUGGACUCCAAGCUAUCGAUGUCUUCACUCCUACUUAUGUUGUUUUAACAUCAAACAAUGUUGCUGAAAACGUAGCUAAGCUACAGUCUUACGGUGUUACCUAUCCCUUUGUUUGUAAACCAUAUGUAGCGCAAGGAACAAAUGACUGCCAUAAGCAGAUGGCGAUAAUAUUCAACGAAGAAGGAGUAGCCGAUUGCAAACCACCCUGUGUAGCCCAAUCUUUCGUCAACCAUAAUGCUUUAUUAUUUAAAAUAUUCAUAGUGGGUGAAGAAUACCAAGUAGUCGAACGACCAUCGUUGAAAAAUUUCUUUCCUUCGGACCAUCCGACGAUAUUUUUCGAUAGCCAUAGCGUAUCGAAAUCCGAUUCUAGUAGCCAGCUCAGUGUAUUAGAUCCCGAAGAUCAGUCCCACGUACCGUGCAGCGACAGUAAAAAAUUAGACAUUAUUGUAAAAACAUUAAGAGAAGAAUUAAACUUGACUUUAUUCGGUAUCGAUAUUGUUGUCGAGAAUCAUACCGGAAGACACGCGAUUAUUGAUAUCAACGUAUAUCCCGGAUACGACGGAUUUCCGAAUUUUUUCUCCACUUUGAUGAACUGCAUUAAGAAUAAAAUAGAAGAAAAGAGAUGCGGCGAUGCUGAGAACAAAAGUUUCAAAUUAAAGGGCAAAGAGACGAAACCGGAACAAGACGAUUCCGGAUUCGAUACGUGCGACUCGAGCGAUGAACGUAAACAUAGACAGUUAUUUACAUCGUCGUCAAUUAACAGUAAAACUAAUGUCGCUUCCAAGAAAGGUAUUAUUAAUCGCACAUAAUUUGUACAACGUUCUGAGAUUGUUACCAAGUUUUAAAGACAUAAUGUACCGGCUUUUUUUUCUAUUUAUUUGUAUUGCGAGUAUUCGAUAAUAUUUUACGGUAUUCCUCUUUUUUUUUUUACAAAAAAAAAAAAGAAUAUUUUUUAUUUAUUUUAACGUAAUAUUAUACACUAUAGUAAUAUUAAUCCCAUCACACUUCUUGCGUUGUUUUUUGUAUUUGCAUGGCUGUUUUACCCGCGUUGAAUCCCGCCAUUAAUUGUAUUUCUUUGUUUUUUUUUCGGCCGAGUGUUGUUGUGAUCUUUUUUUUCUUAAAUGUGAUUUUUGUACGUUUCAAUUGUACCGUACCUAUUUACUUUACACCUAGAGAAAUUCUACGAUAGUAAUUUCAUCUUUGUCAAUUAACGAAUAGAGAGGUGCUGGAAUCGAUACUAAGUUGUUUUUUGUUUUCCUUGUUGCAUUUAAACUUUUUUUUUCUACUGAUUUUUGUAGUUGUUUGAUUAUGUAAGCUAUUCAUUGGUAUUUAUUUUGUUAUUGUUUUGGCUACCAAAAGAAAAGUUUGUAAUUCGGUUUAACUCGAGUUUCCUUUUACGAUUAAGUUUGACCCAAACCUAGGUGUAAUUUUGUGCAAUUUUUUUCCUCUUUUUUUCUUUUUUGAAAAUUGUAUAUUUUUAAUAAAAAUUCUAUCGUUAAAGUACCUAUCGCUAGUAACGACGUCUUUGUGAGAUUUAUUUCAGCUCUCUGGGAAUUAAAAAUUUGAAUUUCGUAAACUUUUAAUACAUUUCUAAAAAGAAAAUUUUAAUAACGCUUAAAAUUAACAUUUUUUUGUAUGAAAUUUUGUAUUUGUUAAAUAAAUCUUAUAUAUUUGUUUUUA